Pseudozyma flocculosa PF-1 is the source of this 1062-nucleotide messenger RNA. RefSeq lists its product as uncharacterized. Bases 1 to 1062 code for a protein of 353 amino acids. Gene Ontology annotation, cellular component: preribosome, large subunit precursor. The transcript is spliced from 3 exons. Gene Ontology annotation, biological process: maturation of LSU-rRNA; maturation of 5.8S rRNA. Lineage: Eukaryota; Fungi; Basidiomycota; Ustilaginomycetes; Ustilaginales; Ustilaginaceae. The record is from RefSeq and is a predicted model, not a curated record.
AUGGCGCAGGGAGCCGCCUCUUCGUCUCGCCCCGCCUCGGCAGCGGCGGCAAACAACACUUCCAAGUCCAAGGCAAAGAUGACGAUGCGGGCCGGGCACGCCACCACCGCUUCCACAUCCCGCACUGGCAAGCCCGCUCAGUCUGGAAAGCCAGGCCGGCGCAACCAGGCACAACCCGACACCGACGACGAGAGCGACCUCGACCAGAUUGACGACGAUGACGAUCUCGACCUCGAAGACGACGCCGACGACGCAGAGCCCAACACCGACGACGAGAUCGAAGCCAGCAAGGCGGCCGCCGGCGGAAAGAGCAAAAAGACUGCCAAGCGAAAGCGGAGGGCCACGUCGCCCACCUCGUUCGGUCUGGCGCUAGAGGGUCUGCUGGGCGCAGCACCCGCAUCAUCGGACGACGAAGACGCCGCCGCCCAGGGCGCCGACGACGACGCCGACGACCACGAGGCGACCGACAAGCCGGCCAAGAAGCGCAAGGCGGCCGGCCCCUCGGCGUCGUCGUCGCAGCCCGCGGCGAUCCUGUCGCUUGCGCCGCACCUGCGACGAUCCGCGCAGUCGGUGCAGCUGAGCGCCCGGGCGUCGAGGAUCGCCAUCGAGGAGAGGAGGGCAAGAGAGGAGCGCGCGCGCGUAAAGGACGUCAUCGGCGGGUGGGGCCCGCCGGGCGUGCUGCCGGCCAUCGAGCUGCCCGGUGCCGACGGUGCGGCGGUCAAGAAGGACGACGAUGACGAGGACAAGAUGGGCGAGUGGGCGCUCCAGGGCGGCAGCGCGGGCUACGAGAGGCGGUUGCGAAAAGUGGCCCAGCGAGGCGUGGUGAAGCUGUUCAACGCGAUCCGGGCUGCGCAGACGACGACCAAGGACGACCUCGAGGAAGCCGAGGAGCAGGCGGCGGGCGGGCCCAAAAUCUCCGGUGGCGCCAAAAAGGCCAACGCGCUGGGCGGCAAGGAGGCGCGGCUGGCGGACCUGAGCAAGAACAACUUCCUCGACCUGAUCCGCAAGGGCACGGGCACGGGCCCGGGCGGCGCGGCAAAGGGCGGCGUGGCGGCCAAGUGA